Messenger RNA from Pleuronectes platessa (European plaice), 2939 nucleotides. RefSeq names its product exonuclease 3'-5' domain containing 2 (gene exd2). The record is from RefSeq and is a predicted model, not a curated record. NCBI's taxonomy places the organism in Eukaryota, Metazoa, Chordata, Actinopteri, Pleuronectiformes, Pleuronectidae. Bases 210 to 2138 code for a protein of 642 amino acids. Gene Ontology annotation, biological process: nucleobase-containing compound metabolic process. Gene Ontology annotation, cellular component: cytoplasm; nucleus. Gene Ontology annotation, molecular function: nucleic acid binding; 3'-5' exonuclease activity. The transcript has 10 exons.
GCAGCCCCGCCGUCAAUAUAAAGGCAGCAGGAAGUCAGGGUCCAGUUGAUGACACAGAAACAAACGUGCACGCGCGAGCAGCUGCUGUCGAGUCGCUUUAAACCGUGAAGAGAUGCAGUGUCAGUCCAGGUCACAGAAACACAACUAGGUUCACAUGGGAUCCCACUGACACAAGAGAGCCUGUUUUUUAAAAGUCACAACAAGUCGACAUGUCUCCUCGAGGGCCGUUAGCUGCCGUGGUCACCACGCUGCUCGGGGCGGCCCUGGGGGGGCUGCUCAUAUGGAGAGUUUACCGAACCAAGAGGAAGAGGCUGCCUUCCGUCCAGAAGGCGGCUGAUCCCCUGGAGGCUCCUCGCCCGGUGGAGACGGAAGUCGUCUUUGUCGCCGAGUGUCGAUGCAACCAACCACAGAACAUCGAGGAGAAGGAGUUCAAGGCCGUGGAGUGUCAGACCACACAACCGCCGCCUCCUGUGCGCAUCCCGUCAGAGGACCUGCUGGGGGUGAAACCAGUCAUGGUGAGCUCUGAAGAGGAAUGGGAGCAGCUGUGGCCACGGAUGCAGAAGGAGCUGUCGGUGUUCCCUGUUCUCGGGCUCGACUGUGAAUGGGUCUCGGUGAAGGGCCAGACCUCGGCGGUGUCCCUGCUGCAGAUGGCCUCGUAUUCAGGUCUGUGCGUCCUGGUGAGGCUGCUGCCGUUCCGCAGCGGUCAGCAGAACUUCCCUCUCAGCUUCAUGGAAGUCCUCAGAGACCCACACAUACUGAAAGUGGGCGUCGGCUGCUAUGAAGAUGGCAAACGCCUGACGCGUGACUACGGCCUCUCGGUGACCUGCACGGUCGACCUGCGCUACCUGGCCUUGAGACAGAGGUACAGCUGGGGGGGGAUGUUGACUAAUGGGCUCAGUCUGAAGUCGCUGGCUGCAGAUCUGCUGAACGUUUCUCUGGAUAAAUCUCUGGAGCUGCGCUGCAGUGACUGGGAGGCAGAUCAACUGACCCUGGAGCAGAUGACUUAUGCUGCCAGAGAUGCUCAAGUCUCCAUCGCCCUCUUCCUCCAUCUCCUCGGCCUCCGCUCUGAAGCCGGACCCGCCUCAUCCAGCGGGAGCUCCUACUCCGAGUUGGCGUCCCGCUGCCAGGGCCUGGUGGACGUGGCCUUCAGGGGCCGAGGAGACGGAGACGACAGGGCAGCAGAUAAAGAGAAGAGGCGGAGGACGCGGAAACCUCCCACUUAUGAAAGCCCAGAGCCUGGAGAUCAGCAAGUCCCAGACCCUCGAAGGAACAACAAGAGGAAACCGCUGGGUGUGGGAUAUUCCGCCAGGAAGUCUCCUCUCUAUGAUAACUGCUUCCUCUACGCUCCCGACGGUCAGCCUCUGUGCACCUGCGACAAGAAGAAAGCCAAGUGGUACCUGGAUAAAGGAAUAGGAGUGCUUCAGAGCGAGGAUCCCUUUGUGGUGAAGCUGCUGUUUGAGCCGUCGGGACGUCCUGACUCCCAGCAGGACUACUACCUGACCGCCAAGGAGAACCUGUGUGUCGUCUGUGGGAAAGCUGAUUCCUACAUCAGGAAAAACAUCGUCCCACACGAGUACCGGCGACACUUCCCCACCGAGAUGAAGGACCACAACUCCCACGACAUCCUGCUGCUCUGCACCAGCUGCCACGCCGCCUCCAACGUGCACGACGGCUUCCUGAAGCAGCAGCUGGCUGAAGACUUCGGCGCCCCUCAGGGCUGCGAGGAGGGCGUUCGCCUGCUGGAGGACUCAGACCGCCGGCGGGUGCGGUCGGCCGCUCGGGCUCUGCUCACCGCGGGGGACGGGCUGCCGGAGCAGCGGCGAGACGAGCUGCAGCUUCUGAUCCGAGGCUUCCUCAACAUGAACGAGAGGCAGGAGCUGAGUGAGGAGGCGGUGCAGCACGCCGCCGGUCUGGAGACCAGGAUCUUCAACGAGGCGUACGUGCCUCACGGCCUGAAGCUGGUGCAGGCUCACGCCGGGCUGGGCCUCCAGGGCCUCAUGGACCUGGAGCGUCGCUGGAGGCAGCACUUCCUCACCAGCAUGCAGCCCCGCCACCUCCCCCCCCUCUGGUCUGUCGACCACAACCACAGCAAGUUCCUCCGCAAGUACGGAAAGGACCUGCCCAUCAAACUCAACUGAGGGUCGCUCAGCGGCCCGGGACGGGGGGGAACUGGUUCUUCUUCUCAUCUGCUGGUCAGAGUGGUCGGAUGGUUUUGAAGCUUCCGCAGCCACUUUGUGAAUCUUACAAGCCAAAGAGCUUCUUGAGUGAGUGGAGGGAUUUCGUAGAGAUGCCAAACCUCCACCAGCACGUGGCGUCUGUCCACCUGAUCCGAGUGUGUGAGUGAACACACUCGACCUGUGGAGGGCGCUGGAGUUUACCUGAGAACCAGAUGUGGAGCCUGAAUGAACUCGAGCAGAGAAACCAGCUCCGAACCCGAUGAACACUAACUGUGCACCUGGUCCACGUCGUGUAUCUGCAUAAGGACACUUUUUUUUUUUUUAAAUCAUAAAAGAUGUUUAAUGAUUAUUUAUGAAUAUAACUACUGCCCCCCCCCCCCCCUUGCAGGUGAGCAGCUUAUAACCUCAAUCAGUCUGUGAUUCUUUGCUUAGUAGAGAGAGGGUCAGUUUAAAUACUUAGCGAUGUGCUGCUGUCUCAGUCUGUUGUCUGUUUUAAGUCGAUGGAUGAAGGAUGAAGUUUCCCAGAGAACUUGAAAUCAGAUGUAAUUCUUUUUUCACUCUGCAGGGGGACAUGAAUCCCAGCAGAGAAAACAUGGAUCAUUUAACCUUGUGAUGUUUUGUGCUCCUGCUGCUGAUUCUCCUGAAGGUCGGGGGCGACUCCCUGGCUCAUGUUUUAAUGAGCCUCUUAACCCCCGAACCUGAACCCUGAAUCUACAGCAGUUUCACCCCCCCGGUGUAAUUUUCCAGAAUCCAAAACUUUAC